Molecule: messenger RNA, 1878 nt
Organism: Cryptosporidium muris RN66
Lineage: Eukaryota; Apicomplexa; Conoidasida; Eucoccidiorida; Cryptosporidiidae
Exons: 1
Coding region: 1-1878 (625 amino acids)
Biological process (GO): microtubule cytoskeleton organization; microtubule-based movement
Cellular component (GO): cytoplasmic dynein complex; centrosome
Molecular function (GO): dynein heavy chain binding
Source: RefSeq, a predicted model, not a curated record
AUGAGAAAACAAAGUAGCGUUUUACAAAUUCCACGGAAUUCUAGGGCAGAAAUAGGUACAGGGGGACUAUUUUCUUCUGGGUCUAUGAGUAAAUAUAAUUCAAGAUAUUUUAAUAUGCAAGGAUCUAAGAUAGAUAACACCAGUAUAUGGCAAGAUAUACUUCAAGAAUGUAUCAGAAAUUCUUCAAAUAAGCGUAAUGAUGUGCUGCAUGGAUCAGUAUUUGUAUUUGGCCGUACUGGUUCCGGUAAACAAACAUUAAUUAAUGAACUAAAAGAUUUAAGUGACAUUAAAAGUGAACUAAACAACAAUAAAAAAGACUCUAAACCUUAUAUAGGGUUAAGUUAUGAAUGUUUAAAAAUUUCAAGGCAGUUAAUUGAGGAUGAGUUAAUAAAAUAUGAUAUUUCUGAAGAUUCAUCUGAUAUAUCCAAUAUUACUGAAUUUCAUCACAUUAGUAUUGAUAUAUGGAGUAUUGACCAUAUAGAUUUGUUAUAUGAGAUAGUAAAAAGAUUGGUAAAUAUUAUGAAUAAGUCCUCUACAAAUUCUGACAUAAAAAAGAUACAAGGAGAGGUAGUAAACACAGAAGGAACUUUAACAAAUGAGGAUGUAUUGAACAAUAUGUUAAAUCCUUCAAUUCCAAAUUUGAUGUUUUUAGUAGUUUUAGAUACUUCAGUUCCUUGGACCUUAACUGAUGAUUUAACAACUUGGUUGCAUACAAUUCAAGAUAUAUGGUCAAAGACAAUGGAACUCUCAAAUUCAUCACCAUAUAUUCAGAACCAAAUGAUUAAUUCAGUUAGGAAUUAUCUUAGUUUUCAAGAAAAAGAUCUGUUAUCUAAAAAUAAAACGAGUGAUACAUCAGAUAGUGAAAAUAGAAUAGAGUCUAAUAAAGAGAAUGAUAAGUUGAAUUACAGUACAACUCCCGAAAUAAAUUUGGGUAUUCCAAUUUGUCUCAUACUCUCUAAAUCUGAUAUUGGACAAAGAUUUACAGUUCCCCCUAAAGUUAUAAAUGGAGCACCUUUUAUACCAUUUUCUUUAGCUUAUUUAAUGAAUAUGGGAAACCCAUAUGGUUUAAGUUAUUUUUGUACAUAUAUCCAAGAAAAUGGAAAUAUUCGUGAGACACAAGGAAUAGAUUUGUUAUUUAAAUAUAUUUUGCAUCGUUUAUUUGAUUUUCCUUUACUAAAUAAAGAUGGUUCUAAUAUUAAAACAAUUAAGAAUAUUGAAUAUAAUGCAAAUACAAUUUCUUGUGUAUUUCCUUUAUCUUCAAUUGAAUUAUUACCUUUAAAACCACUACCAGAUGUGGCUAAUACAACAUUUGAAUCUUCAGUUUUAAAAUCUGACUUUAUUAAUUCGAAUUUAAAUGAUGAUUCAGAACUUACUAGAGGUCUCACAACAGCAUUCAAUAAAUCCCUUCCAUCACUAAGUGAGUUUUUAGAAAAAAUAAGUAACCAGAUUCCUCAGGUUGAUCCCUUAAGUGCCACAGCAACAAAUGGAAUACCACCUUCAAUGUCAACAAAUUCUACUGCUACCGAAGAAUCUACAUCUAGAUCGACAGUUCUUGAACAAUCUAAUGAAAAACCAAUAUUACCAUCUACAUCAAAUAUAGGCCAAAGACUAAAACCAAAUAAACUUAGUCAUGGUACAAAUAAUUCUACUAUAUCUAGUGAUCCAUCUCUUAGGGGAUUUUUUCAAAACCUUAUUCAGAGAGGUGAUAAAAGAACUCCAUCAAUUCACAAAACAUCUCAUAGAGGAAGUUCCUCAUAUGCAAAUUUACAGAAAGAAUCGGCAAGUCCUUUAGAAGAAAAUGACAACUCAAAAGAAUCUAUUACACAACGGGAACCUGUUGAAUCACAACCUAAUUCUACAGAUCAAAAAGAUUCCUAA